UCUAGCGUGGCACCUGGUCGGAAUCCCCUCGCCCGCCUCCGCCUCCUCUCGGGACCCGCGUGCCCACUCCACUGCAGACCCCCCGGCACUUUAAGGAAUAAUCCUCGGCAGCUGCACAGCGCACGCUCUCCGGAACCUCAUGGGCAGCUUCUCCUGCGGGCGAUGAUGGAGAACCUAAUAAGGGGAAGAAAUCCCCCUCAAUAUCAGAGAAGCCCCUGUAAAGAGGUUCGUGCAGCCCUUAGAAAGAGGCCUGAAGAGGAGUGAGCCCGCUACAUGAAAAAAAAAUGCAAGUCAAAGUGGUCACAACCUAGAAGUCUGCAGAGACAGGAAUAACUAGCAAUGCAGUGCCUGGAGAUGACCACCAAGCGGAAGAUCAUCGGCCGCCUGGUGCCCUGCCGAUGUUUCCGGGGUGAAGAGGAAAUCAUCUCAGUGUUAGACUAUUCCCACUGCAGCCUGCAGCAGGUGCCAAAGGAGGUCUUUAACUUCGAGCGGACAUUAGAGGAGCUUUAUCUGGAUGCCAAUCAGAUUGAAGAGCUCCCCAAGCAAUUGUUCAACUGUCAAGCUCUACGAAAACUAAGUAUUCCUGACAAUGACCUUUCCAGCCUGCCAACCUCCAUCGCUAGUUUAGUUAAUCUCAAAGAACUCGACAUCAGCAAAAAUGGUGUACAAGAAUUUCCAGAAAACAUAAAGUGUUGUAAGUGUUUAACAAUUAUUGAAGCCAGUGUCAAUCCCAUUUCUAAACUCCCCGAUGGCUUCACGCAGCUUCUAAACUUGACCCAGCUCUACCUGAAUGACGCCUUUCUUGAAUUCCUUCCAGCCAAUUUUGGAAGACUUGUCAAAUUGCGGAUCUUGGAGUUAAGAGAAAAUCAUUUGAAAACUCUACCAAAGUCAAUGCACAAACUGGCCCAGUUGGAAAGACUUGACCUAGGCAAUAAUGAAUUCAGUGAGCUGCCUGAAGUUCUGGAUCAAAUACAAAAUCUAAGGGAGCUGUGGAUGGACAAUAACGCAUUGCAAGUGCUACCUGGGUCUAUAGGGAAGUUAAAGAUGUUGGUGUACCUCGAUAUGUCAAAAAACAGGAUAGAAACGGUUGACAUGGACAUUUCUGGAUGUGAAGCUCUUGAAGACCUCUUACUGUCAUCCAAUAUGCUCCAGCAGCUGCCCGACUCGAUAGGACUGUUGAAAAAGCUGACUACUCUAAAAGUAGAUGACAAUCAACUUACAAUGCUGCCCAAUACAAUCGGAAAUUUAUCUUUAUUAGAAGAAUUUGACUGUAGCUGUAAUGAACUGGAGUCUCUACCUUCUACUAUUGGCUACCUUCACAGUCUUCGAACAUUAGCAGUUGAUGAGAAUUUCCUUCCAGAAUUGCCCAGAGAAAUUGGAAGCUGCAAGAAUGUAACAGUGAUGUCUCUCCGCUCCAACAAGCUGGAAUUCCUUCCUGAAGAAAUUGGACAGAUGCAGAAACUGCGAGUCCUAAAUUUGAGUGACAACAGAUUGAAGAAUUUACCAUUCUCAUUUACCAAACUUAAAGAGCUUGCAGCAUUGUGGCUUUCUGACAAUCAGUCCAAAGCCCUUAUCCCUUUACAAACAGAAGCCCAUCCGGAAACGAAGCAGAGGGUGUUGACUAACUACAUGUUUCCGCAGCAACCUCGUGGUGAUGAAGAUUUCCAGUCAGACAGUGACAGCUUCAAUCCUACACUGUGGGAAGAGCAAAGACAACAGCGCAUGACAGUUGCCUUUGAAUUUGAGGACAAAAAAGAAGACGACGAAAAUGCUGGGAAAGUUAAGGGUCUCUCCUGCCAAGCCCCCUGGGAAAGGGGCCAGCGUGGGAUUACUCUCCAACCUGCCAGACUGUCUGGCGAUUGCUGCACACCAUGGGCCAGGUGUGAUCAGCAGAUCCAAGAUAUGCCCGUCCCCCAGAAUGACCCACAGCUGGCAUGGGGUUGUAUAAGUGGUCUCCAGCAGGAAAGGAGCAUGUGUACUCAAUUACCAGUGGCAGCGCAGUCCACCACUCUUCCCUCUCUAAGUGGCAGACAGGUUGAAAUAAACCUAAAACGAUAUCCAACUCCUUACCCAGAGGAUUUAAAGAAUAUGGUAAAAUCUGUUCAAAAUCUGGUGGGUAAGCCAAGCCAUGGAGUGCGUGUUGAGAAUUCAAACCCAACUGCUAACACGGAGCAGGCUGUGAAAGAAAAAUUUGAACACAAGUGGCCGGUGGCCCCCAAGGAGAUAACAGUGGAGGAUUCUUUUGUUCAUCCAGCUAAUGAAAUGAGGAUUGGGGAACUUCACCCUUCAUUAGCUGAGACCCCUCUGUACCCACCCAAACUUGUUCUGCUAGGGAAGGACAAAAAAGAAUCAACUGAUGAGUCUGAAGUUGACAAAACUCACUGUCUGAAUAACAGUGUUUCCUCAGGCACUUACUCAGACUACUCGCCCUCCCAGGCUUCCUCAGGAUCCUCUAACACCCGGGUUAAAGUGGGGUCCUUGCAGACUACAGCUAAAGAUGCGGUUCAUAAUUCUUUGUGGGGUAACAGGAUCGCACAAUCUUUCCCACAGCCUCUGGACGCAAAGCCAUUACUCAGCCAGCGGGAGGCUGUCCCCCCAGGGAGUCUGCCACAGCGGCCCGACCGACUGCCCAUGAGCGACGCUUUCCCUGACAGCUGGACAGACGGCUCCCACUACGACAACACCGGGUUCGUGGCUGAGGAGCCCGCAGCUGAGAACGCCAACAGUAACCCUCUGCUGAGCUCCAAGGCCAGGAACGCGGCUCCGCAUGGACGCAGGCCUUUGAUCAGGCAGGAGAGGAUCGUCGGGGUCCCCCUGGAACUGGAGCAGUCCACGCACAGACACACACCAGAAACAGAAGUGCCUCCUUCCAAUCCUUGGCAGAAUUGGACCAGAACCCCCAGUCCAUUUGAAGACAGGACUGCUUUUCCCUCUAAGUUAGAAACAACCCCCACCACCAGCCCCUUGCCCGAGAGGAAAGACCAUAUCAAAGAAUCUACGGAGAUACCCAGCCCUUUCUCCCCGGGAGUGCCAUGGGAGUACCACGAUGCCAGUUCCAACAGGAGUCUUGGGAAUGUCUUUUCUCAAAUCCACUGCCGCCCGGAUUCUUCAAAAGGUGUGAUCUCCAUGAGCAAAAGCACAGAGAGGCUGUCUCCGCUCAUGAAAGACAUAAAGUCCAACAAGUUCAAGAAGUCGCAGAGCAUCGACGAGAUCGACAUCGGAACCUACAAGGUCUAUAACAUCCCGCUGGAGAACUACGCCUCGGGGAGCGAUCACUUGGGCAGCCACGAUCGGCCGGACAAGAUGCUGGGCGCGGAGCACGGCAUGACCAGCAUGUCUCGGAGCCAGUCGGUGCCCAUGCUGGACGACGAGAUGCUGGCCUACGGGAGCAGCAAGGGGCCGCAGCCCCAGAAGGCGUCCAUGACCAAGAAGGUCUACCAGUUCGACCAAAGCUUCAACCCUCAAGGAGCCCUGGAAGUGAAGGCCGACAAGAGGCUGCCGCCCGCCUUCCAGCACGGCCCGGAGUACGCGGCCCCGGCCGGCAAAGGCCUGGCCAAGGACCUGGUGAGCCCGCGGGCGUACCGCGGCUACGCGCCGGUGGAGCAGGCGUUCUCCUUCUCCCAGCCGUCCGUCAACGAGGACGCGGUGCUCAGCGCGCAGUUUGCAGGCCAGGGCGGCCGGCCGGGCUUCCUGAGGAGGGCAGACUCGCUGGCCAGCUCCACCGAGAUGGCCAUGUUCCGCAGGGUCAGCGAGCCCCCCGAGCUGGGCCCCGGCGACAGGUACGGCAGAGCCGCCUACAGGGGAGGGCUGGAUCGCCAGAGCAGCGUGGCGGUGACUGAGUCCCAGUUCCUCAAGAGGAACGGCAGGUGCGAAGAGGAGCACCCUGCCUACCAAGAAGUGAAGGCGCAGGCGGGAAGCUUCCCCGUCAAAAACCUCACCCAGAGGAGGCCCCUGUCGGCCAGAAGCUACAGCACAGAGAGUUACGGGGCCUCCCAAACCAGGCCAGUGUCAGCUAGGCCUACCAUGGCAGCUCUUUUGGAAAAAAUACCGUCUGACUAUAACUUGGGUAACUAUGGGGACAAGCCAGCAGAUAACAGUGAUGUAAAGACGAGGCCCACCCCUGUGAAGGGAGAGGAGAGCUGUGGCAAAAUGCCUGCAGACUGGAGACAGCAGCUGCUUAGACAUAUAGAAGCUAGAAGGUUAGACAGGAAUGCUGCUUACAAACACAACACAGUUAACCUUGGCAUGCUGCCCUAUGGAGGUAUUUCAGCAAUGCAUGCAGGCAGAAGCAUGACUUUAAACUUGCAGACUAAGUCUAAAUUUGAUCAUCAAGAACUACCUCUUCAGAAAACCCCGUCCCAGCAAAGCAACAUUUUAGACAGUGGACAAGAGGAUGGAUCUCCUAGUGGCCAGUGGAACCCUUAUCCACUUGGGAGGCGGGAUGUACCUCCGGACACCAUUACUAAAAAGGCAGGUAGCCACAUCCAGACGUUGAUGGGGUCCCAAAGCCUGCAGCAUCGCAGCCGGGAGCAGCAGCCGUACGAGGGCAACAUAAACAAAGUGACCAUCCAGCAAUUUCAGUCACCAUUGCCUAUUCAGAUCCCCUCCUCACAGGCCACCCGGGGACCGCAGCCUGGACGGUGCUUAAUUCAAACUAAAGGGCAAAGGAGCAUGGAUGGCUACCCAGAACAGUUUUGUGUGAGAAUAGAAAAGAAUCCUGGCCUUGGAUUUAGUAUCAGUGGUGGAAUUAGUGGACAAGGAAAUCCAUUCAAACCUUCUGACAAGGGUAUCUUUGUUACUAGGGUACAGCCUGAUGGGCCGGCAUCCAACCUACUACAGCCUGGCGACAAGAUUCUCCAGGCGAAUGGACACAGUUUUGUACAUAUGGAACACGAAAAAGCUGUAUUACUACUGAAGAGUUUCCAGAAUACAGUAGACCUAGUUAUUCAACGUGAGCUUACUGUCUAAAUAUUUUUUAUAAAUAGUGAAGAUAUGUCUAGCCAGAUCUAAUGUUCAAAAAGAAAUUUAUACAUAGAGACAAAUUUUGCCAAUUGCUGGACCAAUGGCAAACGUUAGUGCCAAAUGUAUAAUACUGUAUGUCAGCACUGAUCACCCUUAAAAAUGUUCACUCUAUAAAUACGACGUUCAUGUGGUUAUGUACAAGUUUUAAUUGUCAGCCUCUGGCUGUGCAUUGGUGCAGUUUUGUUUUGGUUUCUUUUUUUUAAUCAAAAUCAGUUCCUUCUCAAAGUAGAUUUCAUAUAAUUUCAGAGCACGGAAGCACACACAAGCUCUUUAUGAAUUCUGCUCGCCAUCAGAAACACUGCCUCAAAGUUGUAUAUGCCUUUCUAUAGAAAAUACAAGUAUAAAGAAUUGUAAUUCCCAUAAAAUAUUUCUAGCACAAGGUAUAUGUUGGCAUAUAUACAAAAAGAAUAUAGAAAAAAAACAAUAUUUUCAUAAACUAAACAUCUCGGAUUGAGAAAGAAAAUAUAUCUUAAAAUAAGACGACUUUACUAUAUCGAAUCUUUUUCAAUAAAAAUUACAUGAUAAUGCCUUAUGAAAGUAACUGUACAUAUGGUAAAAAGUGUUUAUAUUUGGUUCCGCAUUCAUUUGCUAAAUUCUCAUAACACAGAGUGAAAUAUUUCAUAAAUGAUCCACUUAUCUCUGGGACCUGAAUAAGAUAGGACAAACUAAUUUGUUCAAUAUGCCUUUAGCUAAUUAUAAUAUAUGCGGAGUUAAGAAAUAGACCAAAAAUCAUUGUAGAUAGGACCUUUUUCGCCAUAAACUCGAGCAGUGAAUGAUGGGUGGCAGGAAAGGGAUUGUUUUAUUUCUUUCAAUUUUAUGUUGAUUAUAACUGUAGCCCUGUUACUUCUUUCCUUGCCGACGUGGAAUUUAUUUUGUGUGCUGCUUUAUUUAAUUUGCGACUUAAGCAACUUAUUAUUAAGCAAGACUUUUCAGACAGUUAUGGUGGGUAAUUUAAACACUUCAGUAUUUAAAUAUGAAACUUCAAAUAUAAUGUCUCAGAGCUGCGGUUUAUUUGUAUUAUUAAUUUCAAUGCCAACUUUUGUAAACAGAAACACAUCAAAUAUUCUCCUUCCCAAAGUUCCAGGGCAUAUAGCAUUUUGAAUAUUCUCCCUAGACAAGCAUAUUUAAUGCAGAAAUCAUUUACUUUGAUGUUGGAACUAUUUUUUUGUUAUGAGUGAUCAAAAUUCACUUUACAAUCCUUUAAAAACACGUCUCUAUCCAUUAUUUAUAAUUGGAUUAAAAUAUUAAUUGGAAAUUCCUGAGGAAUUCUCCAGAACUGGUCAUAUGCAUUCCCCUCCUCAUUUCUAUUAGCUUAUAUACAUGCACAGUGGACUUGCUUUACAUGAGAGUGCUUCCAAUGUGUAUUUACAGUAGAAUCCCGUAUCAAUGACACCUGAGCUCUGAGAAUAAUAUUUGUAAGUUAAUGUUUUAUGGGGACACUGAAAAUAUUGUAUUUUUAUAGGGUCUAUUAAAAAUGAGUGUCACUUACUAGAAGUACAGUGGUAUUUUUUGGCAUAGAAUUUGUCACUUGAAGGCAAAUGAUGCUUCAUUUUAUAGAUGAUGCACUAAUUUUUAUGUUGCCUUAUAUCAGGGUGACACAAUACCAUGACUUUAUAGGCUUUGACAGUUAGCUAACGGUUACCAGACUAGCCUACCAGACUAGCCUACGGAGUGUAUUUCAUAUAUUGAAAGUUGCCGAUGAGAAAUGUCAUUCAGAGCCUGGUUUUCCUUAUCAAAACCUCAUGCCACCCUGCUGUACCCGGGAAUUUAGAGUGGUCAUCACUAACCAAGAGUGAAGGCCUCCCUGGCCUUGCAAGAUCACUGAAAGGAAAAACAAAUGCAUGAAUGUAGCUUGAUGACAAUGAAACAUCUCAAAUCAUCACAUCAGUGUGCUUUAAUUUUUCAUGGGGGGGGUGGGGUGGGGAGAAGCUCCCCGUGUCUUUCUCCUCUGUCAGGUUUCCACACUGACCUCAGGGCACGAGAGGCCCUGAUCUAAGGAGGCCCUGAUCUAAGGAGAUGGAGACACUAGUACACACCUGGCCACUCUCGGUGACAGCCGUGUCGGGGCUCAAUGCUUUAAUAAUUCUUGUUUAGCAGUUCAGAAAUGAGGGAAAGAGGAAAAGGGGCCCUUACCAACAGGAAAAGAAACCCAAUAUGCCAGAGUACCACAAUGUCAAUGUCAAUGUGUUACUGGGCUGCAUACUGAAAAGAAGUUUUUGUUAUUGUUGUUGUUAAGGUUCCCUGAAUUGAAUCAUUGAUCACUUGAGGGAUAAAAACUCUAUUCUAUGGGUUACUCAAAAUCAACAAUUGAUUUUUGAGUAUUGACUUUUGGGGAGGGCAGGAUGUAUUAUUGGUUGGUCGCCUGAGACUAGAAUGUGAUUUAUGUUAACAAUAAUAAACAAAUCCAGCGGCAUGCCUUUGA
Cavia porcellus (domestic guinea pig) is the source of this 7444-nucleotide messenger RNA. RefSeq names its product leucine rich repeat containing 7 (gene Lrrc7). Gene Ontology annotation, molecular function: protein binding. NCBI's taxonomy places the organism in Eukaryota, Metazoa, Chordata, Mammalia, Rodentia, Caviidae. The transcript is spliced from 28 exons. The record is from RefSeq and is a predicted model, not a curated record. Gene Ontology annotation, biological process: receptor clustering; establishment or maintenance of epithelial cell apical/basal polarity; cell-cell adhesion. Gene Ontology annotation, cellular component: adherens junction; axon initial segment; basolateral plasma membrane. Bases 340 to 4968 code for a protein of 1542 amino acids.